UAUUGUUCGGCGAGAAAUAUAUAAAACAGUAUGGUGUGAUGGCAAUUUAAGCAGAUCAUGCGAGAUUAUAUCGAGGGUAUAACCUCAAGCGAGCAACAUUCUUGCCCGUAUGAAGUUAAUGUUGGAGGAAAAUAUGUUUAAAUAUACAUGACUAUAGAGAGAAUACUUGUGAGGAGAGUUAUAUAAGUAAAUUAGUGCUGGCUUCUUUAUGGCUUGCCAAUGAUGUUUUACAAAAAAGGAAUAUUGGAUUUUUUCCUCAGAUUGAGUUCUACAAAACAAAAAUGACCUAGGUUUGAGACGUUCUCUCCAUAAAAUAAGUUUGACGGAAAUAAGACCCAUUGCAGAGAAUGGAUGUAACAUGGACGGUCAACAUUUUACAUACUUUUCUGUGUACAUUUCUGUGUUGGAGCUUUCUAGUCACCAUCAUCGAAUGUAGAGAAAUCGGUCAUCGCACGAGUAGCCCGGAGUUUUCAUAUGAGGAUCGGCUGAUUAAACACCUACUACGGAGGUACGAAGAAAGGGGAAAGUAUGGAAGACCGGUCAGUAAUUAUUCCGACAUAGUCGAACUCAGAUUCGGUCUUCAACUGAUCCAGAUUAUGAAUUUGGAUGAAAGAAAGCAGAUUUUAACCUUGAACGUUUGGACAAGUUAUCAAUGGACCGAUGUUCACCUAAGGUGGAAUGUCACAGAAUUUCAUGGAGUGAACAAGAUCAACAUCCCUGCCACUGAAAUAUGGACGCCUGAUCUAAGACUCUACAAUUUUGCCGAUGAACGUUUGCAUGAAAGGAGAGACUCACUCUGUAUCAUUGAUAAUAACGGGUCGGUUGUGUGGAUUCCGCAAGCCAUAUUCAAAAGUUCGUGCAAGAUUGAUGUCAAAGCCUUUCCUUUCGAUAAACAGAAGUGUCAUCUAAAAUUCGGAUCGUGGACGUACGAUGGGUUAAAACUCGAUUUGUUUUUCAAAGACGAUAAGGAGGAAAUGGAUUUAAGUGAAUUUCAGAAAAGUAACGUCUGGCAUGUUUUAGCAGCCAUGGGAGAAAAAAAUAUCGAAAAAUACACGUGUUGUCCGGAGCUCUUCAUUGAUUUGACUUUUCGGUUGACUAUUCGCCGGAAAGCUACGUUCUAUGCGUACACGCUUAUUUUACCAUGUGUCUUGCUGACCUCAUUGACACUUAUUCUGUUUUGGAUUCCGGCCGAGUCUCCUGCAAAACUUACCCUUGGCAUGAGCACUUUCAUGGCGUUCUUUAUCUUACUGAUUAUCUUCGAGAAUAAUCUACCACCCGCUGCCACCUCCUUCCCGGUUAUAGGAAUGAGUAUUUUCAUGGCAUACUUCGUUCUGUUGUCCAUCUUCCAACGUAAUAUACCACCGUCUGAAACGUCCCCAGUUCUAGGUACCUAUUAUUGUGUAAACAUGGUGUUGAUCACAAUGUCUUCAUUCCUUUGUGUGUUUGUCGUAAACAUGUCCGUUUCUGGAACUAGGUACCCGGUUCAUCUACCGAAGACGCUUAAAAAGGUGAUGUUCAUGUAUGUUGCUCGGGUAUUGUGCAUGGAUAACCUCGUCGCACCUUUCCUGGAGGAAGUUCACGUGACAUGUCCUAAUACGUCUCGGCGUUACAUGGGAGUGAAUGGUGAUGGGAGUAAAUUCACAAACGAUUGGAAAGGUUCCUGCGAGACUUUGAUCACUGUCCCAAAAGACAGCAGUACGGAAUUGUCCAUCAUUCAUACGAAGGUCAAUGAAAUACGAAACUUCAUAAAAGUUUAUAAAGAGAGACUAGAGGAAAAGGAUCGAAAAGAAAAAAUAGCAAAGGAAUGGAAAGCUCUGGCGUUGAUAUUUGAUCGAAUUUUCUUUAUCAUUUACAUUACAACAAUAAUUGUCUCGUUAAUUGUUGUGUUACCCAUAAUAUUUGAUAGCGACAUCGAAUAAGAAUUGAAAACUCACCAAUACAUUAUGAUGCAACAAUGACUUUCGCUUCCCAUUCACCUGCACAUUUCAUAAAUGUUGUUUUCAUAAACAUAAAAGUUGAUUUUAUUGUCGGCUUCCAUGAUAAGUGUAUAUAAAAAUGCAAUAAUAUACUUGUAUAUACUUACAAAUAUCACAUUUUUAUUCUACUUUUGAAUCGCUUAUUUUCCUUUUGUUUUCAAAUUUUAUGUACAAUAUGGAAAAUCUUGAUGUUAUUGUCAUGUAAUAAUUGUAAAUCAAUUAGUUCACGAGGGAAUUAAUAGUUAUAUGAUUUUUUUAAAAUAUUUUGCACAAGAUGGAAAAUUAACGCACGCCAUAUAUGUCUUACGAUAAAGUAUUAGACUUCUCACUAGUUUAAAUUUUUGAAGAAAAAAAAAGAUCGAAAUAAAAAACUUCAGAUGAUGGUAUAUUUUGUUUUCCUCGAUUGUACGUCUCAAUACCGGGUGUUAUCAAGUAUUGUAGAUUCACUGCGUAUAUCAUUGAGGAAAAAUGUAAGUACGUGGGUUUUUCAUCUUUAUUUAAAAACGCUUUAAUCUAUAUCAUUAAGUACAGAAAAGAUUGAGUAAAAUGGAUGGAUGCCAAAAGAUGUAGCGUUAUGCUUGAUAUAUUAAAUUAUGGUCUUUAUAUUUGUAGAAGAUUUAAUUGAAUAUUAAAGUUAGUACGUACACUACGUAACAACCAUAUUCUAUCUUAAGUUUUGAUUUAUGUUUAUUGCUUGUUUUCUUACUUGUAAAAAUGUAAUCAUUUAAUUACUGCAAAUUUCAAAUGAUUUCUUACACCUUCACUAGUUUAAUUGUUCACAAUAAAUUAAAAAAAACAUA
Ostrea edulis (European flat oyster) is the source of this 2776-nucleotide messenger RNA. Its product is annotated as neuronal acetylcholine receptor subunit beta-3-like. The transcript has 9 exons. Gene Ontology annotation, biological process: signal transduction; monoatomic ion transmembrane transport; nervous system process. Lineage: Eukaryota; Metazoa; Mollusca; Bivalvia; Ostreida; Ostreidae. Gene Ontology annotation, cellular component: synapse; postsynaptic membrane; neuron projection. The coding region runs from base 348 to 1919 and encodes 523 amino acids. The record is from RefSeq and is a predicted model, not a curated record. Gene Ontology annotation, molecular function: acetylcholine-gated monoatomic cation-selective channel activity; transmembrane signaling receptor activity.